AUGCACGAGAUCUUGACGCUCCAGCUGGGACAGCGGGCAAACUACCUGGCGACCCAUUUUUGGAAUAUUCAGGAAUCGUAUUUCACAUACAGCGGACAAGAGGAGUCUCCAGUAGACCAUGACGUCCACUUCCGACCAGGUGUUGGGGCAGACGGUGGUGAAACAUACACACCCCGGACGCUGAUCUAUGAUCUAAAGGGAGCAUUUGGCACCCUUCGCAAAAACAAUGCCUUGUAUGAGCUAACAGAAGAUCUGGCGCCCGGACAGGGCCUCUGGGACGGCAAGAAGGUCCAGCAACAACUAGUUCCAAUCCCACAGAGCGCCUAUCAAAAGAGUCUCGACACAGGGAUCCCAGCACCCCAACUUUCAUCAGAGACUGUUCGUUUCUGGUCCGACUAUAAUCGAGUGUUCUACCAUCCUCGUUCAAUUGUUCAGCUCAACGACUAUGAGCUUAACUCUAGGAUAAUGCCGUUUGAAGACUGGAGCCUCGGCGAGGAAUUAUUCAACGAGCUCGACAAGGAGCAUGAUCUUCUCGACCGAGACGUUCGGCCCUUUGCCGAAGAGUGUGACCAGCUACGUGCCUUGCAGAUAUUCACUUCAUCUGAUGAUGCUUGGGGUGGAUUCACAGCUCGGUAUGUGGACAGGCUCGUCGAUGAGUACGGAAAAAAGGCCGUCUUGGUGUGGGCUAUUGAGGACGGUAGAAGGACCCAUCAGAAUAGUAGAUUGAAACGUGAGAUGAACAAAGCUCGAUCUGUUUACUCCAUCUCUCCUGAAGCAACGAUGUACACGCCUAUCAUAGAUCCUCCCAGCCGGCUGCCGAGUACUAUGCAUGUCAACAAUAACUCCGAAUGGUACACAUCGGCCCUGAUCAGUAUCGCAAUGGAAAGUAUAACUCUUCCAACUCGACUUCGACCAUAUCAAAAUUUCGAGUCUUUAUUAGCAGGUGAUGACAGUAUUCGUCGAAUAUAUGAGCUACAGGCCUCAUUGGUUCCGCCGGCAGCAGACGAUAAGAAUGCGAAUCCUAAGCCCAAUCAGGCGGAAUCCUCUAAUCCACCAUCUUCAAGGGUGAAAACCGAAUUUGACGUGGACUUCACUUAUGAUUUGCGCAGCGACGAGUCCCAUGUCUUCAACCAACUUCAAGUCUUACGAGGGGUAGAGCCAGAAGAUGAUGAGGAAGAACCGUUAGAGGCGAACCUGGGUAUGGUUCGGAAAAUGCGGCUCUACAAUUCAGAGCCGAUGUUCCACAGGUUUCAUACACCAUUACAGUACCCAUUGCUUGACAGCUUUCCCAAUGACAUGAUAUCGCUGCCGAUUACUAUGAACAAGAUCAACGUCGUUGCCGCACUUACCGCGUCCUCACGCACAGCUGCCAGAAUCAAAGGAUUAGAGUCCGUAGCGGGCCGAGUGAUCGCUGUGGAUGAGAGGGAGAAUCUCGUCAAUGGAUUGGGAGAGAUUCGGGAGUCGUAUGAGACAGGCUGGAUGAGCGACUCGGACUUUGAUGAUGAUUAG
Aspergillus mulundensis is the source of this 1509-nucleotide messenger RNA. RefSeq names its product misato family protein. Gene Ontology annotation, biological process: mitochondrion distribution. The transcript has 5 exons. Gene Ontology annotation, cellular component: cytoplasm. The record is from RefSeq and is a predicted model, not a curated record. Lineage: Eukaryota; Fungi; Ascomycota; Eurotiomycetes; Eurotiales; Aspergillaceae. The coding region runs from base 1 to 1509 and encodes 502 amino acids.